This is a messenger RNA of Cephus cinctus (wheat stem sawfly), 6131 nucleotides long. RefSeq names its product zinc finger MYM-type protein 3 (gene woc). Gene Ontology annotation, molecular function: zinc ion binding. The coding region runs from base 232 to 5040 and encodes 1602 amino acids. The transcript has 12 exons. The record is from RefSeq and is a predicted model, not a curated record. Lineage: Eukaryota; Metazoa; Arthropoda; Insecta; Hymenoptera; Cephidae.
AUUUCCUAUUCCUUACAUCUAUUCUUACAUUGUGUGCGAACCUUUAGAUUGCCGCCACAGCUAUUGUCCACUGUUGUCCUCCAAUGAUAGCUCGCAAGUGUGAUGUUUGUGCUUGAAAACCGCGAGACAAAAUAUACAGGAGUGUCAGAAAUUAAAGUCUCUUAGUUAUGACUACAGUUAUUUCUUCCUUGAAAGUGGACUCGUAGCAACAGAUUGAUCAAAUUUUAUAAAAUGGAGCAAAAUCUUGAUGCACCUUCUUCCAAUGCUGUUUCUAUAUUGGAAAGUGAAUCCCAUGAUGGCAACAAGAUAGAAACAAAAGAUGCAAAGGAAAGUGUGCAAAUAUCGACAGAAUCAGUGGUCGAUAAUUUGAUGGAAGAUGUUACUGAAUUAAUUCAUCAAGAUGUGGAAAUGACAAAUUCUGAUACAAAUCAGAAUGCAAAUAACCCAAAUGUAACAGAUAUUAAUGCAGAGGAAAAUAUUAUUUCAAAAAUUGUAGAAACAAAGAAACCUGAAGAUGAUGGCUCAUGUUCGAAAGAAAAUGAUACUAUAUCUGAUUUAAAUUCAAAUUCAAAUUUAAACAAUGAGGAGGUGCCUAUGGAUAAUCCUUUAUCGAAAUUCACGCACGUGAAUGUGGAUCAUUCAACAUUAGACAUAGCAGAAUCGGAAAAUUCUAAUGCAGCUUUAGAAAAAGAGAUUUCUCCAGUGGACAAUUUGAAUACGAUGUCGGAAAGUUCAAGUUUGCACAAAGAACCAAGUGAGGAUAAUUCAAACAACAUUCUAGAACCAAAGAAUGAUGAAGUCCAAGAACUCUUCGAUUGUACUCUAGCCAAAGUUUUAUCAGAACCUGAAACGGGAACAUCUAUCAGCGAAACUGUAUCUGAUAAAGAAGAAAAGACAUUUUGUAAUAAUGAAAAUAACUCUGAGAUGGUUAGGUGUGAACGUUUGAGUGUAAUUGAUAGUUCUCGAAUGAUGAUAGACACUUCAGAUAGCAAAAAGGGAAAUACAGUGGUGGACGGCGAUUCAGAUAGCCCUGAGAAGGAAAACGCAUCUGAGAAGAAUAUAAACAAACUUGAAAAUACAGAAUUUGUGCAAAUCUCUCAAGAUAAGCAUGAUGAUUCCCAAAUAGAAGGUCAAGUGAUAGAUGCGGAGGAUCCAUUUGGUGGUGAUAAUUUAGCAUCGGAAAAUAUUGAGCAAAUAGAAACUGACAGCCUCACUGCAGGCGAUGAGAACUUUCAAAAAUUAGGCGAUCAAGCUGAUAAUCUUCAGGAUGUAGUCAAUGCUAAGGACAGCUCUUUUAAAACUAACUUUAAUACAAGUGGUAAGCAGCCUGAAUCGCAAGACAGCGAUAGUGAAAAAAAUAUACCGAUUGUUGAAUCACAUUCAGAAAGCGAUAUAGUAGUUUCUCAAUCAAAAGCUGACAAUAUUAAUAUAACCACGAAUAUGGAAGUAAACAAUGAAAAUUCUGAAUCUUCAUCUCUUAAGACUCAUGAUGAUACAAUACAGUCUUCACAAGUAGAUAACUUAGAUCAGGAAUCUGGUAAGUCCAAGGAUAAAAAUGAAGAAGAUGUAGAAAUAAAUGCCGUAAAUGAACAUUCAGAUGUGUUGCCUGGCCAGGAUGAUGAAUUGUGCAUCAUCCCAGACAGUAUGAAAGUCAUUCUUCCUAAAAAAAUAUCACAAAAAACUGACGAAGUAAAUAAGAGCAACGAUGAAAAGGUAACAACAGAGGAUAAUGAAGGUAAAAUGGGAUCAGGCUCAUCUUCAGAAACAACAUCAAGGGAUACAAAGGAAAUAGGGAUCGAUGAUAACAUUUGUGAUACGGAAAAAGUAAUGACUCCACAUACUAAACAGAUAUCACCUGUACAUAGAGCAGAGUCAACAUCGGAUGUAAUAGAUAUUGAUGAAGAGUCCAAAAAUUCUGAAAUUGAGGAAAUCUCGACUAAGGAAAGAUGUAAACAAUGCAAUGAGGAGCGUUCUUGCAAAAUGAAAGUUAAAAUCGGUCCAGAAUGCUUUAAUGUCUGUUCAAAGGCGUGCAAGUCUGCGUUUAAGACUGCCAAUAACAAAGCCACAGAUAUCCCCAGUGAGGGUGCUUAUUCAAAGCUUGAAAAACGUUGUGCAAAUUGUCUACUGUUAAUUGAACCAAACGAUGAGCGUAAUCUGUCUUGGGAAACAAUGGAGUUUUGCAACGAAGAGUGUUUGGGCAAAUUCCAAAUGAAUUAUGGAAGCUACUGCAGAAAUUGCAAUGGCUCUGUGCAAGCAGUAAGCUUAGGAAAAUAUUGUGUGAGAUUUGGAUAUGAUGUCAGACAGUUUUGUUGUUCAACUUGCCUUGAAGAGUUUAAAAAGGGUCUUAAAGUCUGCAGCUACUGCCAAAAAGAUAUUAGUUCAGGACUCGAAGGUUUUUUGGCACCUGUAGGUGAUAAAGGACAAUUUAAAGAUUUUUGUACUCAAGAUUGUAUGGAGAAAUAUUCUAGGAUGAGCAGCACUGAACCACCCAGCACAGAAAAGAGAGCUUGUAGUGUUUGUCAGGAGGAAAAAGUUGUACACUGUGAAGUUCAACUAGAUAGAGCCGAGCCAGUUGCAAUAUGCAGUGAUCCUUGCUUCGCUGCAUUCAAAUUUGUAAACAAGGUGAAUCCAGACCAAUGUUCCACAUGCAAAAAAUUCUUUGAAUUACCUAAUAGGAAGACCUUUGUUGUGUUUUAUGAGAACGAAGCACAUACAUUUUGCAACAAAACGUGUCUAAAUAUUUUCAUCACCAUGAACAGAAAAAUUGUUCCUUGUAAUUGGUGUAAAGUGAAGAAAUACAAUUUCGACAUGAUUAAAAAGGAACUAAAAUCAGGUCAAGUGAUGAUGAUGUGCAGUCUGAAUUGCCUCACACUGUAUCAGGUGUCCAUAAAUGCAGUGUCAGCGCGUCGCAUAAAUUGUGAUUUUUGUAAAGAAUACUCGCAGGCUCAGUAUCAUUUGACAAUGUCAGAUGCAACGAUUCGUAAUUUUUGUUCUUACAACUGCGUUAUGAAUUUCCAAGGCCAGUACACAAAAUCACCUAUAACAAUACCAUCGAGCGAUGAUCCUGUACCAACUGGGAUGCCAAAAAGGACAGUUCCUCAAAGGGCAGUUGUUCAGUCGUCUCAGAAAAAUGACAUACAAAAUAAAAAGACGUUACCGGUAAUAUCGUCGGUGACUAGUUUAGCGUCUAUGGGAAACGGGCAGCCUAGUCCGACCUCGCAACAAUCGACAGUAAAUAAUGUUGGUGUACCAACUUCUGUUACGGUACAAAAUCAAACCCAGCAAGUCAUCUACAAGCAACAAAUUAUAACAAGACCUCCCAGUCCUGUAAAAAUUCAUAACAAAAUAACUCAGUGCAAACCUCUGAUGCAUACCAAGGGUGUUUCGGUGCGUCCGCAUCCUUGCACAAAAUCAACGCAAACGGAAGAAAUACAACGUGUUGUGAUACCAAUUCCCGUUCCUAUUUACGUUCCAUAUCCAAUGCAUAUGUAUAGUAUGCCUUAUCCAGUACCUCUACCAUUCCCAUUACCGAUUCCGGUUCCCAUUUUUAUUCCUACUACAAGAAACGGUGCAAAAGGUAUUUUCAAAGAUAUCAAGAGGAUACAGGAAAAGAUCCCAGCGGAUCCUUUUGAAGCUGAGUUACUUAUGAUGGCUGAAAUGGUAGCUACUGAGAAGAAAGCAAAUGAAAGUGACUCAGAUUCAGCUGACGAAAACAGGGAUCACGAAGAUCAGGGAGGUGAUCAAGGAAAUUCACAUAGUGAUGGUUUCAGUCCAGAAGGAGUUGAUUCCAGCAAUACUUUUGGCGAUGAUAUGUUGCAAAUGGCAUUGAAAAUGGCGACUGGGGAAUUGGACGAACCAGCAGUGGAUUUAGAAGCUGCACUUACACCAAAUACAAUAACUGCCAGUCAAGCACCACAACAACCAGAAACUGCUAUAGAUAAUGAAGUUCAGCCGGAACGUCUAAUCUCUGCGCCUCGUGGAAGGAAGAGAAUGGUUCCAUACAAACCACGAUCUACGUCAAGUAAACGAGGCAGAAGAAUAUCUGGUACGAACGAUAUACCAUUGAUGCCGCCUCCAGAACCACAACCACCACCUCAACCACGAAUUAUGGAGCCUAUUGAGAAACCAGACGCCAAUAUGGCUCUGAAAUAUACGUUUGGAGUAAAUGCUUGGAGACAAUGGGUUGUUACUAAAAAUACUGAGCUAGAGAAGCAAGGUACGCCGAUGAGGAAAGUCAAAUUGUUUAAAACCGACUUGCUACAAUUAACAGCAGACGAAUUGAAUUAUUCAUUAUGUUUAUUUGUAAAAGAAGUUCGAAAACCUAAUGGCGCAGAGUACGCGCCGGAUACAAUAUAUUAUCUUUGCUUAGGAAUACAACAAUAUCUUUUUGAAAACAACAGAAUAGACAACAUAUUUACGGAUUCGUAUUAUGAAAAGUUUACAGACUGUUUGAAUGAAGUUGCAAAGAAGUUUUCUGUCCUCUACAAUGAUGCGCAAUAUAUUGUAACGAGGGUAGAAGAAGAACAUCUUUGGGAAUGUAAACAACUCGGAGCACACUCGCCUCAUGUGCUGCUAAGUACACUCAUGUUUUUCAAUACAAAGCAUUUCAAUCUCGUAACAGUCGAAGAGCAUAUGCAGUUAUCUUUUUCACACAUAAUGAAGCAUUGGAAGAGAAAUCCUGCUGCGCAACCAGCAGCGAUUGCUGGAAAGGUUCCUGGUUCAAGAAAUGUUCUUUUGCGUUUUUAUCCACCACAGUCAGCAUUAGAAGCAAAUUCAAGAAAGAAGAAGGUGUACGAGCAGCAAGAAAAUGAAGAAAAUCCAUUACGAUGUCCUGUUAAACUGUAUGAAUUUUAUUUGUCAAAAUGCCCAGAGAGCGUUAAAACGCGUAACGACGUAUUUUAUCUAUUACCGGAAAGAAGUUGUGUACCGGAUAGUCCAGUUUGGUAUUCGACGUCACCACUUGCCAAGGAACAUCUCAUUAAAAUGCUUUACCGCGUAAAAAUGGUGAAGGAAAUCAACGUAGCUCUAUUAACCAGUUAACUCCGCCCAGAUGAUUAUGUUUUCUAAAAACUCAUUAACACAGUCUACUGACAUAAUAUAUCUUGUAACUAUUCUUUGCUUGUAAAAGCACUUUUCAUUCGUCAUGUUUAAAGGACAGUCAGGAGGGAGAUUGUAGAAUAUAUCAAUAUGACGAAAAUUCGUUUUCCGACAGUUUCUGGCCUCUUGACAAAUAUUUGCCAGUCAAAUUUAUUAAUACUAUUAGAAUGUUACUGAAUUUGUACGUUCCCGUUCAAAAUAUUAUUUGUCUGAAUUACUUUUUUCUUUAAUGCGCGUUUUAUUGUGUAUUACUUGGAAGUACUUUUAAAAGCGGAGUAUAACUAAGUAAGAUUGGAUCUUGUUGAAAUACCCGUUUAUCGUGUCUUACUGUUCCAAAAGACAUACAGAAACUAUAGGCCAUAUAAUGGUGAAAAGUAAAAAAGAAACAGAUCACGCGUUGAUUCUUUGUUGUAUAUUUUUUACUUUUAAUAAAAAUAGUUCGACUCAAUAUGAAAUGCUAGUUGGAGAAAUGCUCUGCGACAGCUAUCAUUAGUUAACUCAUAAGAUGACUUGUAAAAUAAUAUUGAAAAAUCAGGAUGAUAAUCUGCAUCUUACAACGUCAAAUUUCUUUCUUUCUCCUGUCUAUUGAUAUCCUUGCUGUUUCUAUCUUUUAAUGAACAUGAUUUUUUCUAUAUGUAUUAUUGGGUUUGUUCAAACUUAUAAAAAUAUUUGUAUACAUUACCUCAUUCGAAAAGAAUGUUUCACAUUGGUCAUGACGAUAGAUUGUAAGAGUUUUAUUCUACGAUAGAGUGCAAACCGCGUGAUAUAAUGCAACAUUCGAUUUAUGAAAAGCAGGUGAAUCGUGCGAUAAGUGAACGGUGUAAAUACAAUAAAUAAUAGUUCCAUCUCACAGAAUCUACUCAUGCUGCUAUUAAUAUCGUAUGAGUUGAAUGAAUUGUUUUUAUUAAUUGUGAUGUUACUCUUAGUUAUUCAUUGAAACGUACUAGAGGCGUGACAUCCUUGGUGAAACAUAUAAUUUUGUACAAAAUUAAUCUGUAUGCGUUAUGUAAAAUUAAAGUAUAGUGAUGCUUCUU